CUCCGCGGAGUCACGUGUCCUGGUCCCUGUCGGCCUCCGUAGAGUGUGUGUUGUGUCUUGCGUAGUGUAGCGGCGCCAAAGCCGAGUUAUCGGAGUUCGGGCGGCUGUCAUCGGGUUCUUGCAGUAUGUCCAGCCGGAGAUCCACCGGUGGGGAGGACCAUGGGGACACGUUCAUGGACGGAGACGGAGCUGGAGAGCGGGACAAUGGGAACCGACGGGAGAUCCGACACAAGUACCGGGAGCUCAUGCAGAACAUGCACCAGAACAGGGAAGACAUGCUCAGCUCCCGUAGUAACAGGCUGACCGAGACCCUGGAACAAGCCAAUAAACUCUUUGAAGGAGUGUCUAAAGCCAGAGAAGCUGCACUUGACGCUCAGUUAUUAGUUUUGGCAUCAAACCUGGGGAAAGAGAAAGCCAGUCAACUCCGCACAGACCUGACAGUGUUUGACCCAAGUUCAUUUGCAGAGGAUUUGCUCACCUUCAUGGGCAUUAAUCGGUUGGAAAACCCGGACAGUGACAGUGAAGAUGAAACAUUUGCCAAAGGAUAUCUUCCCCCAGAUGCUUGGUAUAAACUUGGAACUGGAGCUGCAAAAUAUUUCAAAAGAACUCCCACCUUUCAUUUCAUGCUUGGAUCCUUUAAGACGGAACCUGCUGUAGUUCGGCAAAGAAUUGAACGCCAACGGAGGGCUGAAAGAGUUGAAGAGAAGAGAGUGAUGCCAUCACAGCUGAAAAAAAUGGACGAGUCUCACCAGGAAGCAACUGAAAAAGAAGUAGAGCGUAUUCUGGGCUAUCUACAGAGCUAUUUUAGAGACGACCCUGACACUCCCAUAUCUUUCUUUGAUUUUGUUAUCAAUCCACGUUCUUUUUCUCGUACAGUUGAGAACAUCUUCCAUGUUUCUUUUAUCAUUAGGGAUGGUUUUGCAAGAAUAAUACUUGAUAAUGACAAGCUGCCAGUGAUAGAACCUGUAAACCAAGAAGACGAGUCGCAAGUAGACAAAGAUAAUCUGCGCAGGUACCAAGGAGUCAUCUCCCUUAGCCACCAAGAUUGGAAGGAAAUAAUAGAAACGUUUGAAAUUACAGAACCUAUGAUCCCUGAUGACUGAUCAUAAAAUUACCAUAAGUGUUAUAGGACUGCUUUCUGAGAGCUGCUGUCGGAAGAGUCUUGUGUAUGUCGGCGACACCAAUACAGCUGGACCAUGGAAGGAUUUAAUCUUUUCGAAGAUCUUAUUGUCAGUGAUCUGCAGUCCUUAACACUUUCUGUUACUAAGCAUGGUUGGUAAAAAAUGAGAACUCGGGCCACAGAUUUUUCUUAUAUUUCUUUUAUUGUUUGCACUUUACACUUUUUUAUUUGUGAAAGUUGCUCUUCCCAUGUUAGUAUUUGUUAUGCUGUUUUUCUCUAACUGUUCUGUGAUCAGUAGAUUGAAGACCACAGUCAUGCCUCUCCUGAUAUUGUAAGCCAUGGGUUCUCGACUCUCCAGCUGUUGCAGAACUACAAGUCCCAUAAGGCAAUGCAAGGCUGACAGUUACAAGCAUGACUCCCAAAGUCAGAUGCAUGAUGGGACUUGUAGUUAUGCAACAGUUGGAAGGCCACAGUUUGAGCACCUAUGUUGCAAGCCAUGUUUCAUUUUACUUGUAUAUUUUUAAAUGUUUCUAAAACUAUAGAAAAGUGAAAACUUAAGAAUAUUUUGUUAUUGAUAAAAAGUAUUGUCGGUCACAACCAGGUUUAUAUCUGUAAAUUAACAAGUAUUUUCUGUAUAUUCUGUGCUACUUUUGUAAAUAUGUUUUUAAGUUUUGUUUAAUAUCUAAAUAAACAACUUUUUUUCCAGGA
This is a messenger RNA of Rana temporaria (common frog), 1828 nucleotides long. It is a transcript of the gene NSMCE4A, whose product is annotated as NSE4 homolog A, SMC5-SMC6 complex component. The transcript has 11 exons. Gene Ontology annotation, biological process: DNA repair. Gene Ontology annotation, cellular component: Smc5-Smc6 complex; nucleus. NCBI's taxonomy places the organism in Eukaryota, Metazoa, Chordata, Amphibia, Anura, Ranidae. The record is from RefSeq and is a predicted model, not a curated record. Bases 126 to 1103 code for a protein of 325 amino acids.